GCAGGGCCAGACCCCUGAGCUAUACACAAAGACAGACAGAUAUUGUAGUUCUUGUGGACAUAAAGCAAGCUGCAUCUCAGUGAAAUGGAGAUCUCAAGUUUCCGGCGUCCUAUCUCCUAUAUUGGAGAAGAGAAGUAUGAGAUGCUGGAGUUGAACAGGAGGCUGGAGUCAUACCUGAACCAUGUGAAGUUUCUGGAAGAGGAGAAUCAGCUUCUUUGGAAGGAAAUCCAGACCAUGCGGAGGAACCAAGACACUGGAGGCCAAAGGAAAGCUCAGGAGGAGGCACUCAGUCUGGCCAGAAAAGAGCUGCAGAAUGCCUGGAGAGAGAAGGAUUGUGUGGAACUAGAGGUCAGCAACCUGCUGGAGGAGAUUGAGGAGCUGAACAUACUGAGACAAAAAGAGAAGUCUGCGCAGGCUGAGGCUAAGAGAAAACUUGAAAAAAGCAGGAAAGCUCUGGAGGAUGAGAAGAGGAUGCAGCUCUGGCUGAGAGAACAAGCUGCUCAUCUUGAGAAAGAGGUCUCUCUACAAGUGCAAGUCCAUCAGGAGGACCUGGCAGCCCUGAAGUCCUCAGAUGCCUUUUCAAAACCUUUGUUAGUGCCUCCUCAGCACAGCCAGACCCUCAACUUCCAGGGCCUGGGGGACGAAUACUCACAGAGAGCAGCCCAGGCCUGGCAUGAAGCAGCAAGUGUGUACCAGACACAGAUGAAGAAGCUAGAGGAGAGCCUGGAUCAGACAAGGGUUCACGUGACACUGAUCAAACAAGAGAAGAAGGAGAGUCUACUACAGGUACAACAUUUAGCCAAAGAGCUGGAAAGCGUAAAAGCCAAGAAAGAACUGAUGGAGAAGAACAUGGUACAGCAGAGACAGAGGCAGAAUCAAGAUCUUCAACAUCUUCAGGCCCAUGUGGAGGCCCUGGAGGCAGAGAAACUGGAUCUCGGAGAGCAAAUAGGUGAGCUGUUGGUUGAAAGUCGCAAUCUGCUGCAGAUGAAGACGUCUCUGAGCCUCGAGGUGGCCACUUACAGAGCGUUGCUGGACAGUGAAAGCCUGAGGGUGAACAACCAAUCAGCAAGUAAGAGGAACAGGACAGUCUCACUUUUAGAAGGAAUCACCAAGUCCCCUGGGAUUCCUCCAGGCACUCAGGCCAUCUCUUCCUGUCUGUUCAGCAGUCCGUUGAAUACAACCUCCAGAUCAAUCACCCAUAAAACUAACUUCGUGACUCCAACAUGGAACCCGACACUAAGAACUGCACAGGAGACACUUAAGAGACCUCAGACCACUAAGGAAGAGGAUGCCAUCAUAAGGGUAGAGGAACAUCUAGAGAAGGGUAAAGAAGCACUAGAGCACUAUAAGGGUAGGGAAGUACUAGAAACAUCUACAACUAUAUCAGAAAAGCAUCUUACUGGAACAGGCUCUCAUGAUCAGCAUAGAGCUGAGGAGGAAGCAAGCUCUACUGCUUCUGUCUCUUCUUCUGAAGCCCCUAAAGCUGUAGAUGAGCCUGAGUCCAUACACAUUAGAAAUUUGCAGGAGGUCCUUAAGGGAGAACUUGGACCGGUUUUGUUGACCACCAAUGAAACAGUAAUGAUUACCUCACCAGCUGGACAUCCCCAAACUCCAGAAAGUGUGUCCUCUAGUCAGCAUAUUGAGGAACCAAAAAGUUCAGAGGAUGGAGAUGAAGAGGAGACUGAAGUGUCUACUGAAAUGGCUCAAAUAUCACAUGCGCCUGUGUCUGCCUGGGAGGAAAAUGAAACCGUGAUACCAGAAGAGAGAGAUGCGGUUUCUGAGCUAGAGUUGGAGUCAGAGGAUAUUGCUGAAAACAGCAGACAAGAAUUUAGAAUAGAUGCUGAUCAUGCAGAAUUACAGCUGCUGGGUGAAAACACUAACAAACCUGCUUCACCAUUACUCCAAGAAAUACCACACUUGUCUGCAGAUACAUUUAGCCCAGCUGAGGAUGACAGUGAAAUUCUAACAUGGGCAGAUGUAAAGGAAGAUGUUAUACAAUUUGUUGAAGAAGAAUCACUGAAGAGUGCACAAGAACUAGGGAGUGUGUCAGUGAAUGGAAUUGAAGUGGAAGAAAAAAUGGAUGUGGAACAAGAUGAAUGGCCUGGUAUUGAAACACUAGAAGGUCAUGAGUUUGAUAUUCAAGUGCAAGAAGAGGAGAAUGAAACUGAACAAGAGAAAAAAGUGGAACAGAGUAAAGAAGAGGGAUUGGCUAAAAGUGAGGAGGAAAGGAUGAUGGAGGAAGAGAUUGGAGAAAACACUGGUGAACAAAAAGCAGAGUUAAUGAUGAGUAAAUGUGAAAAUUUAGUAGGUGAAAAAAUUGAGUUAGUGAUGGAUACAAAUGAAAAAGAUAACCUGGUAGUUGAAAAAGGUAAGGUAGUGAUGGAUACAUUCGACAAAGUUCAGUUAGUUGAACAUAAUGCAGAAGAGGAGCAGAGACAAAGUGAUGAAGAUGAGUCAUUAAACAUCUCGACAUCAUGGACAACUGACCCUGGAGAAGCAAACAGCUAUGCUCAGGAGAACACACUAGCAGACACUCGUCCCCUCAUACACUACAAGAGUGAUGAAGAGACAAAUGCCAAUAUCCCAAUCUCUCAUUUGGGAGCGAGUGAAACUACUGACAGUGAGGAUGAGAGGGAGAAACAUGAGGGGGCCAGCCACUUGAGCCAGAUAAUCGCCAAACGCUUCGACACCAUGGAGGAUCUAUCUGAGGAGCCAGAGCUAGGCAGCAUGGACGACAUAGUCACAGAUGAUUCAGUUCAAACUGUGUUAAGAGAUAGCAUGGAUGAGGAGUGUGGUGUUCAAAAUGAAAGUGGUGACAUGGACAGCCAGAAUCAGACAGCCAAAACGCCAGUGGCUGAUGCUUUAGUAGAUCAAUCAGAAAGUGACCUUAGGAGCAAUAAUAAUGAGAACAAUCAAGGAGAAGGGGAAAAAAAGACUGAGAACUACCAUCUGUCAACACUUCUGUUUGAGAAACAGGAAGAGAACUCAAAGUUACAUGAAUGGAGUACAAGUUUGUACAAUGAAACCAGGGAAAUGAAUGAGCAGCAGACUCUUCUGACCAUGCAGGCAAAUAUUAGUGAAGAUGCCAUAACAGAAUACAGAGACGAUGCAGAAAACUGGAAUAUGGAAUCCAUAGAAAUCAAUCCAGAAGGGGAAAGUGAAGACAAGAAGUAUUUUGACACUCCAUUGCCUGAACCAUCCAAAGAACAAGCCUUUGCAGAAGAAUCUUGUGAAGCAGCAUCAACAGAGAUCAUGCAUUCUGAUGUGCUUCUGUUUGAAACUGCUGUUACUGAAGAACAAGUAGGUCCAAAAGAGGAAGAUGUGCAGUCAGACCUGUCAAUGCUCACUCACGCAGAUUUCACUGAUGAAUUUUCUCUACAUAGUCAUCCAGAGAGCCAGACUAACACUAAUGACUCAGAUCUGGAAGAGCCCAAUAGCUCUGAGGAUGAGUCUCCAAAUGCUAGCCAGUGUUCUCAGCUGCUUUCCCAGAGUGAGAUGCAGACCCUGCAACUAGACCAGGACAGUGAGACUACUAUGGAUGUGGUCUCAAAGGCUGAUCCAUUUUUCACAGAUGUUCUCUCAGGGGUGCUGCGAGAAGAGAGCGCUGAAGAUUAUAAUGCUUCUCAAGCAAAGGAAUUGGAGAACAAAGAGGAACAGCAAUACACAGUGGAAAAUAGUAGUGGUGGAAUGGGGGAAAAUGCUGACAGCCUUCCACAAGAAUUGGAAAAUUUGGGCCAAAAAAUUACAAUUGCAUCCCGUAGCAUCCUUAGCACGGCGGAAGAAUUUGGUGAUGUAGAAAUGGAGAACAAAAAGGACAACAUGAAUAUUUUCCAAGAAGAUGCCCUAAAAGAAGAAUGCCAGACAAAUGAAAAAGAAAAUGACCUUCACAGCUUCUUCAGUUCAAGCAUAAAUGAAGGCAUUUGGAGUGCAACAACAUUUGAAAUGGCUGCUACAUAUGACCCAAAUGACCAAACAGAGACCGAGGAGCAAUCGUAUGACAGCAUUAAUCCAAACCAGGCCAUGACUUUUGGGGAGGACUGGGGAAAUACUGAAAGAGUACCACCAACCAACAGCAAACACGAGAAAGACAAGGGUACUGCUAUAGCUCAGUCAACAGAGGAGGAAGGGGAAGAGCAGAAGAUACCACAGGCCAAACAGGUACAGUGUAGAGAUGUGAAAGAUGGAGAUGAGGAGACUGUCCAUGCAGAGGAUUCCACUGACGAAGGUGACUCCUGGUCUUCUGGUGAAGAGUAAAUCCAUUCUAUAAGCAUUACUCAUCUCACAAAUGUGCAACAGCAUUAUAGACAUAAUGCAG
Molecule: messenger RNA, 4315 nt
Organism: Neoarius graeffei (lesser salmon catfish)
Lineage: Eukaryota; Metazoa; Chordata; Actinopteri; Siluriformes; Ariidae
Gene: nes
Product: nestin
Exons: 4
Coding region: 85-4254 (1389 amino acids)
Biological process (GO): positive regulation of intermediate filament depolymerization
Cellular component (GO): intermediate filament
Molecular function (GO): intermediate filament binding; CCR5 chemokine receptor binding
Source: RefSeq, a predicted model, not a curated record